This is a messenger RNA of Musca vetustissima, 472 nucleotides long. RefSeq names its product pro-corazonin. NCBI's taxonomy places the organism in Eukaryota, Metazoa, Arthropoda, Insecta, Diptera, Muscidae. Gene Ontology annotation, molecular function: corazonin receptor binding. Bases 2 to 466 code for a protein of 154 amino acids. The transcript has 2 exons. The record is from RefSeq and is a predicted model, not a curated record. Gene Ontology annotation, biological process: positive regulation of heart contraction.
AAUGGCAUUUAUGGGUCAAACAUUCCAAUACUACAUGUUGCGUGUCCUUGUACUGUUGUUCUUCUUUUCGAUGGCUUGUAUGGCACAAACAUUCCAGUAUUCGCGUGGUUGGACCAAUGGCAAGAGAAAUGGUGCUGGAAAUACUGCCACGAAUGUGUUUCACCGUGAAGAUGAGGGAUUACCCGAAAUAUUUGAUAUUCAAGAUGUAAAUGAAAGGAGACUUGAGAGAUGCUUACUGCAACUUCAACAUGCUUUGAGGAAUCCUCUGCUAUUACGUUCAACUGCUGCCGCCCUGGCUUUAAAUCCAUUGUCGGCCGCCAAUCAAAAUGGCAACAGAAACAGCAACAACAACAAUCUUGGUAAUAAUGGCAAUAAUCCCUUGUUAAGAAGUCAUCAAUCAAAUGAAUUAUUUGAGGAAUUGAAUAGCUCGCUUAUUGAUGCUAACGAUGAUUAUGGCAAACAUUAAAGAACA